AUGCCAACCCAGGCUCUCCUGCCCAUGCUUCUCCUCUCUGUGCUGCUGCUACAGGCCCAGGGAGGGCACCGUAAACUGAACGGGAUGCAGGGUCUAAAGGCCUGUGAGAAGAAGCCCAGCGUGUAUCUUUGCAGCAAUCACUGUUCAUAUUUUCUAAAGUGUCCAAAACCAAAUACUGUAUGUUGUUCAACCUUCUGUGGGAACGUUUGCAUGAGCCUCCAGUGA
Puma concolor (puma) is the source of this 225-nucleotide messenger RNA. RefSeq names its product WAP four-disulfide core domain 10B (gene WFDC10B). NCBI's taxonomy places the organism in Eukaryota, Metazoa, Chordata, Mammalia, Carnivora, Felidae. The record is from RefSeq and is a predicted model, not a curated record.